Molecule: messenger RNA, 762 nt
Organism: Cyprinodon variegatus (sheepshead minnow)
Lineage: Eukaryota; Metazoa; Chordata; Actinopteri; Cyprinodontiformes; Cyprinodontidae
Gene: dynlrb2
Product: dynein, light chain, roadblock-type 2
Exons: 4
Coding region: 110-400 (96 amino acids)
Biological process (GO): microtubule-based movement
Cellular component (GO): cytoplasmic dynein complex; cytoplasm
Molecular function (GO): dynein intermediate chain binding
Source: RefSeq, a predicted model, not a curated record
GAAGAAGUGUCUCCCGUUUCCAUAGGCAACAGAGAAACUCUAGAGUUUGUUUUUCUUUAUUAAAUUUUACUGGAACAACGAAAAGAGACGUUUAUUAUCUUCAGAGAAAAUGGAUGGUGUUGAGGAGACACUGAAGAGGAUUGAAAGCAAUGCAAGUGUGGCAGGAACAAUAGUUCUCAAUUCAGAAGGUGUUCCUAUCAGAUCAAGUUUUGAUAGUGGAACAAGUUCUCGGUAUGGAAGAGAAGUUUCCGAAAUCACUGCAUUGGCAAGAAGUGCAGUAAGAGACCUUGACCCUCAAAAUGACCUCCAGCUUUUGUGUAUUCGCUUUAACAAAAGAGAGAUCAUCAUUGGUGCUGAGAACAACUGCCUGUUGAUCGUCUUCAAAAACCUACCUGAAUAGCUGCAGACAUUUAAACCUUGUCAUACAGUUGUUUCUACUCAAGGGGAUGUUCUAUGUUACAAAACGUUGUUGUUGUUGUGUAUGUUUUAGAAUGGUAUGCUGUGUGUUUUGCCUUGUGUUUUACAUUUCUUUCAUUUAUUCCUGUUCAUAAAAAUGGAUGUGUGAUAAAAUAUUAGUUUUUUUUCUCUCAGACUGACAUUUUCUAAUUGUCAGCUUUUACAGUAUCAGAAAGACGCAACUUUCAAAGCUUCCUCAUUUAAUAUGUUUUACCCAAAAACCAAUCUAUUUUGCGUGAUGGACCAUCAAAUGGUUGUGACGCUGAAGUGAAAUAAUACGCAGAAAUAAAUUGGUUUUACAAAUUA